Molecule: messenger RNA, 952 nt
Organism: Anas platyrhynchos (mallard)
Lineage: Eukaryota; Metazoa; Chordata; Aves; Anseriformes; Anatidae
Source: RefSeq, a predicted model, not a curated record
CCCACGAGGGGACACGGCAUGGACAGGUUGGGGACCCCCCUGCCCCUCUGCUUUCUGCCCGCAGGCUGCGGGAUGCAGUGCGGCUGCGUGCCCCCCCCGCUGCCCACCCUGCCCGGCUCCUACUGGGUACCAGGGCUGGCUUUCCCCGACUGGGCGUACAAGGCCGAGUCGAGCCCCGGCUCGCGGCAGAUCCAGCUCUGGCACUUCAUCCUGGAGCUGCUGCAGAAGGAGGAGUUCCGCCAUGUCAUCGCCUGGCAGCAGGGCGAGUACGGGGAGUUCGUCAUCAAGGACCCCGACGAGGUGGCGCGGCUGUGGGGCCGGCGGAAAUGCAAGCCCCAGAUGAACUACGACAAGCUGAGCCGGGCCCUCAGGUACUACUACAACAAGCGCAUCCUGCACAAGACCAAGGGCAAGCGCUUCACCUACAGGUUCAACUUCAGCAAGCUCAUCUUCGUCAACUGCCCGCUGUGGGACGCGCGCUGCCCCCCCCUACUGGCGCCCCCCACCCUGCCCACCCAGGUAUGGGGGGCUCAGACCCAGGGGGGGGCACGGUCCCUGUCCCCGGAGCUGUCACGGCCCCGUUGGUCCCCGCAGUUGGUGCAGAACGUGGUGCUGAGCCGACGCGCGCUGGUGGAGCCGUUGGUGUGGGCACGGGGUCCCCGGCACCCACUGCACCCUGAGGUGCUGGAGAAGAGCCGUAAGUUUUUUUUUGGGGGGGGGCAUGGGGGGGCACGGCCCGGGGGGGGCAUGGCUCAAGGUGGGCACAGCUCAGGGUGGGCACGGCUCAGGGUGGGCCCACCUGCGUGCACCCAGCCCGUGCCAACGUUGCGCACGCUGCCACCCAGCCGGGGAGGGGACCCGCGGGGUGCCUGGGGUGGGGGGCGGUGGGUGCUGGGGGAGGUGGGUGAUGGGGUCAGUGGGUGUUAGGGUCGGUGGGUGCCAGGGUAGAUGG